Corticium candelabrum is the source of this 1111-nucleotide messenger RNA. RefSeq lists its product as uncharacterized. Bases 86 to 931 code for a protein of 281 amino acids. The record is from RefSeq and is a predicted model, not a curated record. The transcript has 3 exons. Lineage: Eukaryota; Metazoa; Porifera; Homoscleromorpha; Homosclerophorida; Plakinidae.
AGGUGACUUUACGUUCGGUGGAAUAGGUGGGUUUGUCAGGUAGAUAGAUACAUUGUGCGGCCCCGCCUCAGCGCAUAUCCUGUUGAUGCUGGCUCUUACCAUUAAACUAUUUGCGGUCUGUCGUUACCAGCGGCUAGUCCGACAUGUGGCAGCUGGUUUUGCCUUGGGUGUCGAAUGCGCAUCGUCAUUUUCCAUUUUCCCUCUAUUGGCGAUGAGGAUGAGGUGGAUAAUACUUCACGGCCUCUUUAUUGCUCUAGCAUGGAUCAAACCGGCACGAUCAGAUAGUUCAGGAUUUGCAAAAGACAGUCACAAAGGUGGUGAUAAGCUUUCACCCAUUACAAAUCUGCAUUCUUUUUGUGUUCAUCUUUGGUUGUUUACAACUCGCUGUCUCUUUUUGUGGGAUCAUACCUAUCCGAAUGGGACAGGCAAUAUCAAUUUCUUUUUCCAACUGAAACUAAAUCGAACAAUGCCUUGGAAGACUCGGCGUCUGAAUGUAACACGUACAUUGGUCUACUUCAAUACCCCAUCAGGAAUUGUAAGGGUAAAAGUGAGAGCAGAGAUAAACUCAAAGAGAAGUAGAGCAGUGAAGAUAACAAUAAACUUGGGUGAAGCAACAUCUAAGACGCAAACAGAAUUACAACACAAGCCUGAGCUAGUUUCAACUCCCACGCCACUAACAAAUGCUCAAGAUGAAGAAGAUGAACCCAAUGUCAUUUCAUCUAUUGCUGCUACUGCAGCUAUAUCGACCUGCGCAGUAAUAGUAACAAUACCAUUACUAUUGAGCAUCUUCUUGGGUAUAAAGCAUCUUGUAAAUGGGAGUAUUUCUGAAAUGAGACUGAAAGCACUGAAAAAGAGAACAGAAAAAUGGAACAAAAUGGACUACAAAGGAAGUUUGGAAGAGGAAGGAGAAGUACAACAAUCUCGCGUUUGACUAAGUUUUUCUAGCUUGUUAAAAUUAAUUUGUGCAAAUAUGUAGAAAGUCUUGAUGUUUGUGCAUGUUCAUGCCAUUGUCUAAUAAGCGAAUAGCUGAAUCUCUAGUUGGAGACAUUUUGGCUUUGGAAGCGUUUGUUGAUAUACAUACUAUUUGUACUGCGGAAAUAAACAUGCACUA